Molecule: messenger RNA, 709 nt
Organism: Ceratosolen solmsi marchali
Lineage: Eukaryota; Metazoa; Arthropoda; Insecta; Hymenoptera; Agaonidae
Exons: 4
Coding region: 266-595 (109 amino acids)
Biological process (GO): negative regulation of biosynthetic process
Source: RefSeq, a predicted model, not a curated record
UCCAUUUCCUUGUAAAACACUAAUCUGUAUGCGGUUAUUAAAUUUACGCGCACCAUUAUAUUUAUAUAAAUAAGACAAAAUAAUAAUUAGAAUUUUUUAAAUAAAAACUGUAACAGUGGCUAUAUUUUCUUUGACUUCGUUUUAAGAAUAAAAACAAAUUAAUUUUGUUUGCAUUUGGAACAAAUGAUCAUGUUUCCGUAAACAUAACACGAGCGUAUUUUUUAAAAGGCAAUUUAUUAUAGAUUAAUAACGGUCAAUAUCACAGAUGCCGUACAUUUUGGUUCAAGGCAAUCUUUCAUCUUACACUGAUACAUAUCCUUGGAAAGUACUUGUUUCUGGUUUAAAAGCAACAGACAUAGAACAAUUAAAUCGCUUUACAUAUGGAGGAUAUUGCGAUGAUUCAACAAUUGUAUAUUUACAACAUCCUUGCGUUAUUUUAACAGCCCUUGAAGUUUUGGGAUAUAAAGUUGUUGCAUCUUCCAGUACUAGCGUUAAAAAAGAUUAUAAUGAAUAUAUGUGGACUAUGAGAAAAGAUUUUUCAGAACCAGAACCUGAUGCUGUAAUUAAAGCAGAACUCAAAAAUAAUGAGGUCUGAAUGAAAGAAUGCAGUAAAAUAGAAAUUAAAAUGUCUAUAAAGUCAACAGAAAUAUUUGGAAAUGAAAGUUAUUACUAUAUUGCUAUAAAGGGUUCACCCUUUGCAAUGGAUUGC